Messenger RNA from Megalobrama amblycephala (Wuchang bream), 1632 nucleotides. RefSeq names its product calcitonin gene-related peptide 1. The record is from RefSeq and is a predicted model, not a curated record. The transcript has 6 exons. Lineage: Eukaryota; Metazoa; Chordata; Actinopteri; Cypriniformes; Xenocyprididae. The coding region runs from base 808 to 1200 and encodes 130 amino acids. Gene Ontology annotation, cellular component: extracellular region. Gene Ontology annotation, molecular function: hormone activity.
AGGAAACGUACAACAGUCCCGAACAUCAUGUUUAUUUAGACAACAGUGGGUGUUACUGUUAGGCCAGCAGCAUGUAACAUUUUUGCCACUGUUCUUGUACUGCACCUAUAAUGUAGAUUACCUGUGGUAAUUGUAGUAAAUGUAGAUUAUCUGUGGUAAUUGUAGUAAGAUCAUGGUAAUCACUGUGAAAUCAUGUAGGCUAUCUCAUUUACGGUUGGAUCAAUUCUCCUUGGAUGUUGGUGGGUAUUGGCUGAAACUUCUUUUUGUUCUCUGACUUAAAAUAAAGAUUGAGUCAUUGCUACUUAAAUCCCUGGGAAAGUGAAAGUAUUGGCCUACAAGAAAGAAAAAAUUUGAACUAAGUCUGGCACUUUUAAAACAUAUUGAAUGAACAAGGUUACAAAGGAAAACAAGGCCUGGCCCAACAUCUAUAAUAUUUUGAAGAAGUUUUUUCAGGAAGGACUCAGAGUCAUCUGAAGCAUUAUGAUGUGAAGGUAGUCAAUGAUGAUGUCCACGACGAACGUCAUGACAAGCGUCAACAGUGCUUUUGACCCUAACUUUGAGUUUGAAUUCUUCAAGCUAACCCCCCUCUCCAUAUACCCCUGAUCUCUGCUGGAAAUCGAGAGCUAUAUUUGGAGGAGUGUGAUGAUGUCACAAGUGGUUGAGGGUAGGAGCCUAUAACAGAGCGAAUGGGGCGAGUGAUUGUGUGAGUGUUUGUGUGAAAAACAGAGACAUCGCCAGCACCUUUUUGGAGCUGCUGUCCACUGGCUUGAAAACGCUGGAAAACAUUUAAAAGUAUUGCAGUCUGCCAUGUAUCAUCUGAAACUGUCCUCCCAGAUCCUGAUCUUCCUUGUGAUGCUGCAUUGUGUCGCCACAGUCCCUCACAACAGGUACUCCCUUUCGUCCAAUGAGCAGCCAGAUGACUUCCAAGAGGCCGAUGGAUGGCUGGUUAGAGAUGAUCUAUCUGACAAUCCCUUUGUGAGUUUUACAAGGCAACGGCCCCCAAGGGGUCUCAGUGCAGUGAACAGUCAUCACAUCGAAAAGAGGAGGUGCAAUACAGCCACCUGCGUGACUCAGAGAUUAGCAGAUUUUCUCAUCCGAUCCAGCAACACCAUCGGCACCGUCUAUGCGCCAACCAACGUCGGAUCCAACACUUAUGGAAAGAGAGACCUGCUACAGUCGCCUGUUUACCUGCCACUAUAGUUCAAAUGGCAACACAAUUGGGGGCUCGUCCGGGAUUUGAACCUGGGACCUCUUGCACCCCAAAGCAAGAAUCAUACUCCUACAGUAAAAUAAAUGUAAUAUGUAUGAUAAUGAAGAAAAUUAAUCUGUUUGUAUGUUAUUGCAUUUGUUUUCAUUUUUAUUUGAUUUUUUUCUCUUUUCUUUUUUCCCAGUGUACAUGAAAGCCAGUGCCUUUUGGUGUAAACAGUUGUUUGCAGCAUUUUCAGUUUCUGUAAACCUUGCAUGACAAUAAGGUUCUCAGACAACAUACACGCUAUCAUGAUGGCACAUGAAUAAAAUGUAUUAUAAAAAGUACAUAAAUAGCAAAGAAGAAUUAACAUUUUGUUUUGAUUUUUCUAAUAAAAGAAAAAAGAUAAUCCACUUCUCUGCUCAAUGUCAUUACAAUAAGGUCAA